AGUCCUCUAACCUUGUUUUUGUACCUCGUCGUACCUUUCCAAGCUUGCAAAAUGUUCAAGCCGGCAAGAAGUUCCCAGUUACUAUUCACUUUGUUCGUACUUCUGUGCAUAUGCUUCAGUGAAGCCGCCCCUCAGAAGAAUCGAGGCGGAAAGGGCGGUGGUGCGCGAGAAACCGCACAACAGAAAGCGGCGAAGAAGCCAGGUGGUGUUUCCACUGCAAAAGAUGGCUCGACCAUGCUGGACCAAACUGUUCAGAUCAAUGGACUUGACAUCCGAUAUAGAGUCAGCGCUCCCGCCGACCAGUUUACCUCAGCCGCGAAAGUCGAAGGGGGAAAUGCCGCUCCAAACACCGGGGGAAGUAUAGGCAUGAACGUGUUGCUUCACGGCGAUGGUGGCCAGUCGUUCUUUGCGUUUCCCAACCAAGGCGUCAAUGCCAACCUCAUGGGCGUCGCAGUGCUUGCUCCGGAUAAAGACCUAAAAUGGGGCGGCGCAAAUAGAAAUGGCCAGCAGCGGCCGGACGGCGUUGCUCACGCGCAAGCUGUUGCCGAUCUCAUUACGCAGGAGCUGCCCAAGAUGGUCGCCUUCAACCAGUCCAAUGUCUUCUUCACGGGCGUCAGCGGUGGCUCUCUCACUCUAUCUGGAUUCUUCAUGCCGGCUCACAUGGGAAAGUUUCCCAAUACAGGGGUCUUACUCAACUGCGGCGGUCUGGCGCCUCAAGUGGACUUCACGCCCGAAUCUGCUGCGGCUAUGGCGAAUACUCGGAUUCACUUUCAAUCAACUACUCAAGAACUAGCCUCGCUACAAAAGUCCAUUCCUCAGGCUAUAAAGGCAUUCGAACAAGCCGGCACGAAUGCAGGGUUAAACAGCCAGCAAAUAAAUGCACUCCAAACAGUCAACAACUCUCCAAACGGCGGACAUUGUGCAUUCGAUGGGCAGGGGUUCGGCAGUGGCAUACAGCUCGUAGCCGACAACUUUCAGAAUAUCAUGCUCCCUGGUGGCAGCGGCCAGGUCCCUGGAAUUGGAAAUAUAAAUAAUGGAGUAGUAGGAAACGAGAAGUUGCAGUUCUCACAAAGGGGCAAUUAA
This is a messenger RNA of Purpureocillium takamizusanense, 1083 nucleotides long. RefSeq lists its product as uncharacterized. The coding region runs from base 52 to 1083 and encodes 343 amino acids. The transcript is spliced from 2 exons. The record is from RefSeq and is a predicted model, not a curated record. NCBI's taxonomy places the organism in Eukaryota, Fungi, Ascomycota, Sordariomycetes, Hypocreales, Ophiocordycipitaceae.